This is a messenger RNA of Funneliformis caledonium, 159 nucleotides long. The record is from the annotation of a GenBank genome assembly. Lineage: Eukaryota; Fungi; Glomeromycota; Glomeromycetes; Glomerales; Glomeraceae.
GGUAUUACUGAAGCAACUGGACAGCCACAGAAUGAUAAGGAUGCGAUAGCAGAAGUACGGUUAUCUAUAGAUAACCUAGUAUCAGCUGAUGAUUCUGUAGUAGACCAGCAAAAUAUUGUUAACACCAAGGUUAUAUGUUUAAAUAUACAGGAGAUCUAG